Camelina sativa (false flax) is the source of this 1281-nucleotide messenger RNA. RefSeq lists its product as uncharacterized. Lineage: Eukaryota; Viridiplantae; Streptophyta; Magnoliopsida; Brassicales; Brassicaceae. Gene Ontology annotation, biological process: post-translational protein targeting to membrane, translocation. Gene Ontology annotation, cellular component: endoplasmic reticulum membrane; endoplasmic reticulum. The record is from RefSeq and is a predicted model, not a curated record.
AAAAAAAAAAAUUGGGAAAAAAAAACUCUCCGACUCGAAAGAAGAGGGAGAGAGAGAGAGAGAGAUGAAGAAGUCGGUCGGAGCAGAGAAGAAGAGAGUUAAACGAUCAUCGGGAUCUGCAUCCACCUCCGUUAGAGAUUCUGGUUCCGAUGCUCAACCUAGGAAGCAAGCUGUGAAGAAGGAUACGUUUCAGUUGUUUGCUGAGAAAGUUAGAGAUCACAAGGGUUUAGAAUCCAGAUGGGCUGUUAUGGAGCAAGCACGAGUUGAAUACUUUAGAGGCAAAGAUUUUGUGAGCUUCAUGAAGAAUAACCCUGAUUUUAAAGAGAUUCUGGAAGAAGAUAAAGACCUCGAUACAGACGAUAUUGCCAAUGUUUUGUUGGGAAAGAACCUUUUGGUCCGCUGUGAUCGUGUUACUAAAACCCUUCGUCCUGGGAAGAAAAAGCUCUCUACCUGGCCUGCUCAUCUCGAGAUUUUCCGUGAUGAUCAAUCUUUCUCUGAAAAUGAUGCCUUUUUUGCAUGGACCUUCGAAAAACGACAUCCACUAUGGCAAACACUUUUGUCCUUCUUCUGGCCUGUAUUGACUCUCGCAAUUUGUUUGUUUCCUGUGUACCCACACCGUUGCAAACUAAUUGUACUCUACUCAUGCGCGGGCAUUCUUUUGAUGAUUCUCUCUUUGCUUUUCGUGAGAGCAGUUGUUUUCGGUGCUAUGUGGAUUCUUUUGGGAAAGCGUGUCUGGGUCUUCCCUAACAUUCUAGCCGAAGAAGCCACAUUGAAGGAACUGUUCCGUUUCUGGCCAAAGAAAGACGAGGAAGAACCACCCAAGUGGACAUCUCGACUUUUCUACACAGUAGUGGCUAUUGUUGCUGUCAUGUUGCUUAGGCACCAUGCCCCUGAUGAAGCUGCUCGGGCCAGGUACCAAAGAAGGAUGUCUAACAUCAUUGAUGAUGUCCUAGAGUGGUCACCAAAGCUAGCACUUUCUGGUUUGAUGGAGAAUCAGCAACCUGUGAACAUAACAGAUGCGGCAAACAACUCCUCAGAUGCAGCAGGUCCUGACCAGACUGAAGAUGCUGACCUAGAUGAAACUCAAGGCGAGGAGGAAGCUGAUGGUUGGACUGACCCUGAUCUAAAACCAUAAAAACAAAUAUAGAAACGAAAGUUCAUUGUAACAAAUAAGUCAGCUUAAGUGACCAAGACGAGGUGAGUUCUUAUAAGAAAGUCUUGAAAGAUUUUGUGGUACUUUUUACUCUUUCAUUUUGGCACACUCUGGAAUUUUAGUUUUCA